Molecule: messenger RNA, 2096 nt
Organism: Paramisgurnus dabryanus
Lineage: Eukaryota; Metazoa; Chordata; Actinopteri; Cypriniformes; Cobitidae
Product: eukaryotic translation initiation factor 5-like
Biological process (GO): formation of cytoplasmic translation initiation complex; translational initiation
Cellular component (GO): cytosol
Molecular function (GO): translation initiation factor activity; GDP-dissociation inhibitor activity; eukaryotic initiation factor eIF2 binding
Source: RefSeq, a predicted model, not a curated record
CUCGGUACGCCCGUCAUCACAGGCACACUCAUUCUGCCAGUGUGUGGAAAGAGAAGGUUCUGGAGUGAGCUUCUCCCCGGAGAUCUAAUACCCCCUGCCUGAUCGGCUGCAUCGCUCAGCACUUUCCAGGUCUAAUCUGUCUUUACUGUUGUGUCGUGUUACAUUCUUUGGAUCACGACCCAACAUCUCCAGGCUCUCCACUGUCAAUCCUUCACUGCGUCGGUGGACGACUAGCGUUGUGUUUAUGUCUUUAUUUUACGAAAACGAGCUGUUGCGCAGCUGUUGGAAAGCGAGCGGAGGAAACCUAGUCCACGAGCAAGGAGUUUGCAGCCACUGUGGCAAGACCUUUUUCAUGUCAGAGACCGAGCACACUUGCAGUUGUUUAUGUCAUCCCCUCUUCUCCAGACAGAAAAUUCCCAAAAAAUCCCACUCAAGAUCAUUUUAUCUUGCUGAUAGUGCUUCCGAUCACUCAAAAUGUCUGUCAACGUCAACCGCAAUGUGUCGGACCAGUUCUACCGCUACAAGAUGCCCCGUUUGAUUGCCAAGGUGGAAGGCAAAGGGAAUGGAAUCAAGACGGUCAUUGUCAACAUGGUUGAUGUUGCAAAGGCAUUGAAUAGGCCACCAACCUACCCAACAAAGUUUUUCGGCUGCGAGUUGGGGGCACAGACUCAGUUUGACGCAAAGAAUGACCGCUACAUCGUAAACGGAUCCCAUGAAGCCAACAAACUUCAGGACAUGCUGGAUAUAUUCAUCCGCAAGUUUGUGCUGUGCUCCGAGUGUGACAAUCCCGAGACUGACCUGCAUGUUAACGCAAAAAAGCAGACGAUCGGAAGCGCCUGCAAGGCGUGUGGUCAUCGGGGAAUGCUGGACCUUCGCCAUAAGCUCUGCACAUUCAUUCUCAAAAACCCACCUGAGAGUGAAAACAGCUGUGUGAAAGAGAAAAAGGAGAAAGAUAAGAAAAACAGAAAGAAGGAUAAGGAGAAUGGCUCAGGAAGUGGUGAGGCUGGGAACCAUAACGACAUUGAUGCACCAGAUGCUGUGGACGGCGAAGAUGAUGACGAUGACUGGGCAGAGGAAACCACUGAGGAGGCCCAGCGGCGGCGCAUGGAGGAGAUCAGCGACCAUGCUAAGAACCUGACCCUCAGCGAGGACCUGGAGAAAACCCUAGAGGAGAGGGUCAACAUGUUCUACAACUUUGUCAAACAAAAGAAGGAACGUGGCACAAUAGACUCUGCCGAUAAGGAUAUUCUGGCUGAAGCUGAACGGUUGGAUGUGAGAGCCAUGGGGCCGCUUAUCUUGAGCGAACUGCUUUUUGAUGUGAAUAUCAGAGACCAGGUCAAAAAAUACAAACGCCAUUUCCUACGGUUUUGCCACAAUGAUAAGAAAGCUCAGAAGUAUCUGCUGGGAGGCUUUGAGUGUGUUGUGAAGCUUCAUCAGAGUCAGCUGCUGUCACGAGUGCCCAUCAUUCUCAAGGACCUCUAUGAUUCUGAUCUACUGGAUGAGGAUGUCAUCCUCACAUGGGCAGAGAAGGUAUCCAAGAAGUACGUUUCCAAAGAGUUGGCUAAAGAGAUCCAUGCCAAGGCUGCUCCCUUUGUCAAAUGGCUGAAGGAGGCAGAGGAGGAGAGUGAAGGGAGUGAAGAAGAGGAAGAGGAUGAAAAUGUUGAGGUUGUGUACUCGUCCUCGGCACGAGAGCUAAAGGUGGAGACCAUUAAGCCGGAGAAAGCAGAGGAGGAUGACGACCUUGACAUAGAUGCCAUUUAAAGAGAUGACAAAUGCAACGACAGCAGCCAUCUUGGAACUUUGCUACUUCCUGUUCUGUUGACAAAAUGGAUCACAGUGGCCUCCUGAUUAGUUUUUUCCACUUUCUCCUUAGUUAAACUUGCUUUGAGAAUGAUUUUAAUAAGCUCUUUCAUUAACUUGCUGCUGUGUAUUAAAACCUUUUGAGCUUUAUUGUCUGUUUUAAGCAGUUUUGUUGUAAGAUUGUUUUCAGUUUUGACUUGAUGUUGCUUGAACUUUCAUGGGUUUGCUUAUACUGCACAACUGAUUUUUUUUUUUUCUUGAAAUCACAAAAUAAAGUUUUUGCUAUGUCAAAUGGA